Nestor notabilis (Kea) is the source of this 156-nucleotide messenger RNA. RefSeq names its product ribonuclease CL2-like. NCBI's taxonomy places the organism in Eukaryota, Metazoa, Chordata, Aves, Psittaciformes, Psittacidae. The annotation marks the transcript as partial. The transcript has a single exon. The record is from RefSeq and is a predicted model, not a curated record.
AUGGCCGGCUGGGCCCUGUGCGUGGCCCUGGUGCUGGCGGCGCUGUCAGGAGCAGCGGGUGAGACCCGCUAUGAGAAGUUCCUGCGGCAGCACGUGGACCAUCCCCGGACCUCCACGCUCGCGGCGCACCGCUACUGCGAGACCAUGCUGGCGCGG